Lodderomyces beijingensis is the source of this 849-nucleotide messenger RNA. The record is from the annotation of a GenBank genome assembly. NCBI's taxonomy places the organism in Eukaryota, Fungi, Ascomycota, Pichiomycetes, Serinales, Debaryomycetaceae.
AUGUCUAAGUCAAUAGCAGUGUUUGGAGGCAAUGGCUUCCUUGGCAGGAAAAUAUGCGAAACAGGCAUCAACAAGGGCUACAAAGUCACCUCCUUUUCCCGUUCCGGUCAACCCCCGCCAGCAGUAUUACAUCAACCAUGGGUGAAACACGUCUCCUGGUCCAAAAUCGACAUUUUCCAACCGCAAGAGAUUGCAUCGCAACUAAGUGAAUUCGACGCCGUGGUGCACUCAAUAGGAAUGCUAUUCGAAGACCAAUCCUACAAGAAAAGCGCCGACUCGGGCAUAGCGAACAUCGCCAACGACUUGCGCAAGAUGGCCAAUAGCGUCAUGGGCAGCAACCCCAUGCAGAAGGAUAAACUGUGGAUGACCUACGAAGCAAUCCAGCGGGACUCAGCCGUGAACCUAGCUGACGAAUACGUUAAAGCCCGUGAGGCUUCCUUGUCCUCCGAAACAGCAUCAUCCACUGAGAAAGUCGGCACCUACAUCUACAUUUCCGCAGACCAGAACCCUCCCAUUGUGCCCCAACGAUACAUCUCCACUAAACGCGAAGCCGAGUUGGCGAUCUCGUCGAUGCCGCAUUUGCGCACCAUCAUCAUGAGACCCGGGGUGAUGUAUGACGAGCUGCACGAUUUGGGAGCUACAAAGAGAGACAUUAUCAUGAAGGGGUUGCGCUUUGCCGUGGGGGCCAAGAACGCCACCUUGGGGAAACUGUUCUUGAGCGGGUUGGUCCGGCCUGUAGUGAGCACGACCCAAGUGGCCGAGGCGUUGUUUGACAAGUUGGAGACUCCCGAGUUCAAAGGGGUGGUUUCUGUUGAUUCCAUUGAACAAGAACCAAACCCGCGGCCUUGA